GGCGGGGCUAUCAUAUAGCGCAGAAGACUCGCGUGCGACUUCUAUAUGGAUUACGUCAGAUAUGACAGUGUAGACAGUGUAUAAGAUAUUAUAAUGGAUAUAUUUCCCCCUCAGUGUUUAGAUUAAAUUGCUCAAUGACACGAUCCUAUUGAUAUUAACAGUGUCGGAAGGAUCAAUCUACGCGAGAUAUAAAUUUAACACAGUUUAUUAAAUACAAAUCAGAUAGUUUAAAAUGGACGAUUUCUUCAAAAACGUAACAGAUUGUCCGACAUCAACAACACUAACAGAUUUUGACGACAAUGGUGACCCAGGUACACCAUUAAAGGCACCAGCAACUUUGGGUAGUCCUUUCAGUAACAAUGAUUUUAUGGCCAAUAUUGGCGAUUUACGGCUUUACCAGGCAGCCAUUAAGGCAAAUAAAGAGAAAUGUAUUACUCCCCUGGUAAAGGAAGAACUAAGAAUAUUUAUUGAACAUAAAAGAUGUGGUGAAGGAAAAGAUAUGCUCCAUGUUGAUUUUAAUAAACCGAAACAUCAUCAACUUACACCCGACGAAAUAACAAAGAGAGAAAGACGAAAAGAACAGAACAGAAGAGCGGCAUUAAGAUGUAGAAUGAAGAAAAAAGAUGCUAAAAAGAAAAAUGAGGAGGAAUUUACGAGGUUACGUCGUGAAAAUAAAGAUUUAGAUGGCGAGGUACAGAAAAUUUCACAGGACAUUCUUGACCUAAAAAGAGUUUUAAAGUGUCAUAUAUCAUCAGGAGAUUGUCAUAUUAGUGGAAUAACUGAGGACAUACGGACAGAUGACUGUCAAUUCCCUACUAGUAUUUCUGAAAGGCAAUUAGAGCGGCCAGAUCCAUGUACCACUGUGAACAAUGCACUGCACGAUGAUGAAAACCAUUUCUUCGAUUUAGAAUUUCUACCAGACGAUUUUUUACAAUGAGUUUUAAUAUUGGGUUCUUUGUUGUUUUUUUUUUGUUUUUUUUUUUGACAAUAAUAUUAAGAGCACAAGACAGAUUGUUCACAUUACAUCUAAACAGUAAAAACUGUGUUGUUAUUAUAUAAUUGAAUGCAUCCGGUAAAAAUGUAUUGGCUUAUUAUUACUUUAAUUGUCUAGGACUUAUAAUAAUGGCGAUGUGAAAUCAAUUGAAUCCAUCAGCUACUAUUGAUCAAAUUUUAAUAAUUUUCAGUAAUUGUUUUAAUUAAAAGUACAUUA
Molecule: messenger RNA, 1210 nt
Organism: Patella vulgata (common limpet)
Lineage: Eukaryota; Metazoa; Mollusca; Gastropoda; Patellidae
Exons: 4
Coding region: 233-937 (234 amino acids)
Biological process (GO): regulation of transcription by RNA polymerase II
Cellular component (GO): nucleus
Molecular function (GO): DNA-binding transcription factor activity, RNA polymerase II-specific; RNA polymerase II cis-regulatory region sequence-specific DNA binding
Source: RefSeq, a predicted model, not a curated record